AUGGGGGACAAUAAGCACGAAAGGAGCUAUGUUGAGGAGAGGAAGUCAAGCAAAUCAAUUAAGUUUAAGGACUACAAUGCUGUCUGUGCUGAGUCGGAUGUGUUUACUCUAUAUGUCUACUAUGGUGGGGCAUACUUUGAAAAACCAGAAACAAAAUAUUUGGGUGGUAGCAUGGAGCUUUUUGAGGGGGUUUUGGCCGAAAAAAUUAAUAUGGAUGCUGUCAGAGGUUUUGGCUACUUACUUGGGUGUCAUGCAGAUGCUAGCUAUAGGUAUAGAAUCCCAACUGAAAAUGGUGGGUUGAGACUUAGGCAGAUAGAUGGUGAAGAGGAUGUAAUAGACAUGGCUGCCAUAGGUAAACAAACUGGAAAAGUUGAAGUUUAUGUUGUAUAUGACUUUCAUAUUAGAUCCAUAGAUCCUGGUUUAAAGAACUCCUCACCUGUUGAAAGUGAAACUAAGAAGGAAAAUGAGGAUUUAUGGAAUGUGGACAUCAUAUUUGAUGACUUCAUUGGGAAUGAAGAACUUCCAGUUCAUGUUCCUGUCCAAGAAUUGAACAAUGGUAAACGGAGAGGUCCUGAAACUAAAGAAGAGGAUGGUGCUGAGGCUAAAAAUGAGGCAGAAUUUGAGUCAGGUGAUAAUGGUGAAGGAUUUCAUGAUAGUGACUAUGAUUUAAAUGUCAUAUAUACUGCUAGUGUUGGAGGGAAAGCUAGUAUACCAAAUGCUGAAGAGAAAAAAGUACCAGUACAAUCACAUAGGCAAGUACAAGCAAAAGUAAAAGAAAGUCUUGCUGCUGACUUGCAUUUUGAUGUUUAUGACGGGGACCAAAUUCCUGUCCAAGAGGAAUCAGAUUCCAUAAACACAGAGGAGUUACAUAGUUGCCAUGAUUCCUCAGAUGAAAACUCUUCAAGAAGUAAGCCGAAAUAUGUGAGGUUCAGGCCAGAAGUUGACAUGCAGAAUCCUAAAUUGUUUGUUGGUUUACUGUUUGACACAAAGAUGCUAUUUAAGAGAGCUGUUGAAUUAUAUUCUGUGCAGUGGGGUAAGGAGCCUAGUUGGGAGAAGAAUGACCAGAAAAGGAUCAGGGCAAAAUGCAAGAAUAAAAAAUGCAUGUGGUUUACUUAUGCUGCAAAAGAACCAGAUUCUGAUGCAUUGGUAAUUAGAACAAUGGGACCACAACAUCGGUGUGGUAGAACUUUCUAUCACAAACAUGCGAACUCUAGUUUUUUGGCUAGAUAUUACAUGGAGUUUUUGCGUAUGAAUAGAAAAGUUACAGUUGGUGCAUUUAAAGAGAAGGUGCAUAAGGAGUUGAAUGUAAAUAUCACAAAGGAUCAAGUUUACAAGACCUUUGCAAAAGCCAAAAUCCUGAUUCAAGGAAAGUAUCAGCAACAAUACACAAGGAUUUGGGACUACUGUGAGGAAUUAUUGAACUCAAAUCCAAGUUCCACAGUGCAUGCUGAGACAGAGGUUGAUGAGGAUAGUGAAAAAGAAAGAUUCCAGAGGUUGUAUAUUUGUUUUGCAGCCUUGAAAAAAGGCUUUAAGGAAGGUUGGCGCCCUAUACUUGGUGUUGAUGGCUGCCACCUAAGAGGACCACACCAGGGAGUACUCUUGACUGCUGUAGGCCUUGAUACUAAUGAUUGCAACAAUCCUGUUGCCUAUGCAAUUUUGGAGAUUGAAAACAAGAUGUCUUGGAAAUGGUUCAUCGAGUUCUUAAAGUUUGAUCUUAAAAUCCAUGACCAGAAAAGAUGGACAUUUAUUAGUGACAGGCAGAAGGGAUUGGGUUCUACAAUUCAAGAAAUUCUUCCAGGAGUGGAGCACAGACAUUGCAUUAGACAUCUACACAACAAUUUUAAGAAGCACCAUCCUGGUGAAACUAUUAAGGGUAUGUUUUGGGCAUGUGCAAGGUCUUCGUAUGUUAAUAAGUUUGAAGCUGAAAUGGAGGGAUUGAGGCAGUAUGAUGAGGGUGCACACCAAUGGCUGGUUGAUAACACAUCACCCAACCAUUGGUCAAGGUCACAUUUUAGGACCACUUGCAAGUAUGACAUACUUCUUAAUAAUAUAUGUGAGAGCUUUAAUUCUGUGAUAUUAGAGGCAAGAGAAAAGCCCAUCCUUGGUAUGUUAGAAAAUAUUAGGAUAUACCUAAUGGAAAGACUGAGGACAAAAAGAGAGUGGAUGAGAAAAAGAAAUGAUGUUAUCUGCCCAAAAAUUCAGAAAAAACUUGAAAAAAUUGAGGAGGACUCUAGAUCAAGUAUUGCUAGGUGGUCUGAUGAAUCCAGAUUUGAGGUGACACCUAUGUAG
This is a messenger RNA of Coffea eugenioides, 2289 nucleotides long. RefSeq lists its product as uncharacterized. Lineage: Eukaryota; Viridiplantae; Streptophyta; Magnoliopsida; Gentianales; Rubiaceae. The record is from RefSeq and is a predicted model, not a curated record. Bases 1 to 2289 code for a protein of 762 amino acids. The transcript has 4 exons.